AUGCUUGAUGCUAUUGUCGCCGAGCAUGAAAUUGACUCCUCGUUCUGGGAACUUCCGUCUUGUUUCUAUCAACGUAGCGAUGAUAUUGAGUUGGUCUUUUGUGUCCCAUUCACCUUGGUUCGCACAGACUCAAUAAUAGAGGUCUCAUACACACUAAGAUACCCAGAGUAUAAAGAGAAUGAGAACACAUGGACCAUCAGACAAAGCGGAGUUUAUCAUCGGUUUGAUACCGCAACGUCCAAAAGCAUAUUCAUUUUGUUCAACCCCACACCCCUGUCCAGCACACACAAGGAGGUUGAAAAUUUCCUGACCGGGUCUCCGUCAUUGGUUAUGGAGGAGCCCUUUUGGCUACAUCGGCUCCUGUUUUCUAUACAUAUCCCUGCUUGGAGGGGGUAUAUCGGGUCAUUAGAACGACAAUUCUUGCCUAUCACCAACACAGCUUUUGCAACAUUUAUCGAGGAGCCAUUGCGUCUGAGUUAUGAUCAUCUCAGCACACUGAGUAACUUGGAGAUUCGCUUUCUUCAAGUUCCAGCCAUGAUUACAUCCGCGACAGAAGUUAUCGAAGAACUAUGUGCACUCUUUGACACCUUAUCGCGCCCCCAUAUAGAAAGCCAGGUCCUUCAAAAUCAUCGUCGCAAAUGCCUAGUCUAUUCUCGAACAGCAACACAUCUCAAGGACCGAAUACAAACUAUUGCCCGCUUGCUUGCAGAUACGCUACUGCUUCGCGACCAAGUAGUCGCAAGAGAGCAGAACAAAAACAUUUUCCAGCUCAACAAGUCGGCUGUUUUCAUCACUACCCUCACAUUGCUCUACCUUCCAGCCUCAUUUCUCGGCACUUUCUUUGGCAUGAACUUUUUUGCUAUGGAUCAGACUAACAACCGUAUUGUCGGCACUCCCAUGGUGUGGAUUUACGUGGUCGCCUCAGGUGUGCUCACCGCGUUUACGUUCCUGUUCUACUACUGGCUAUUACAUCGAGAUGGAUUUGUGUUCCGCAAAUUGGUGCCGAAAGUGCCUGAGUGGAACAUUCAGACUUUGAGGCGCCAAUUGACAAAUCGCAGAAAGGGUGACGUGGAGCUACAACGCUUUCAACUUUGA
Penicillium daleae is the source of this 1095-nucleotide messenger RNA. RefSeq lists its product as uncharacterized. Bases 1 to 1095 code for a protein of 364 amino acids. The record is from RefSeq and is a predicted model, not a curated record. Gene Ontology annotation, molecular function: metal ion transmembrane transporter activity. Gene Ontology annotation, biological process: metal ion transport; transmembrane transport. The transcript is spliced from 3 exons. Gene Ontology annotation, cellular component: membrane. Lineage: Eukaryota; Fungi; Ascomycota; Eurotiomycetes; Eurotiales; Aspergillaceae.